Messenger RNA from Aphidius gifuensis, 2353 nucleotides. RefSeq names its product nose resistant to fluoxetine protein 6. The coding region runs from base 14 to 2353 and encodes 779 amino acids. The record is from RefSeq and is a predicted model, not a curated record. Gene Ontology annotation, molecular function: acyltransferase activity, transferring groups other than amino-acyl groups. Lineage: Eukaryota; Metazoa; Arthropoda; Insecta; Hymenoptera; Braconidae. The transcript has 10 exons.
UUUAAUAUUAUUUAUGAUAAUAAAUGUAUUUGGCGAAGAAUUAACAAGUGUAAAAAAUUUACAAGAUGAUAAUAAUUUAGAAAAAUUAAUAUUAAAUUCGGUGCAUAGAACACGAAGUUUACCAGAAAUAAUAACAAAUAAUACAAGUGAUGAUUGGAAUACAAUUAGCGAAUUAUUAGAUGUUUAUAGUACAAGAAAUUUGGCAAAUAAUUGGAAAGAAGAUGAAUAUCCAAUUAGUAAUUAUUGUGAAAAAGAUAUUACAAGAUAUAUCAAAGGACUCAAGGAAAAUCAAAUUUGGGCAUUAAAAGCUGAUGAUGCAUCUGGUAGAUAUACAAAUGGUUUUUUUUGGGGCAAUUCAUUUUUUACUGGAUCAGCAACAGAGUGUGCCUACAUUGGUUAUGAUUAUUCAAAAAAAAAUGAUCACAAACAUGUACCAAAUGCUGAAGUUGGAGAAUUUAAUAGUGAGCUAAAAGUUAAUAUUAACAGUGGUCCAUCAGGAAGUCAAACUUAUCUACUUCCUGUUCAUGACACACCACCUUAUAAACUUGGAUUUUUCAUGAUGAGAAUAGCUAUCAAUGGAAGCACAAUUUCGCCAGUUACAAGAUCAAUACAGCUUGGAGUUUGUCUUCCUUUUUCAUGUACAGCUGAUGAUGUUGCAAUUAUUGGAAAAUUAGCAGCUAGUAAUGUUGCUAGAAAACAUUCAUUCAUCGAAAAAGUUCGUGAUCAUCAUCAGUAUUAUGACAUCUAUGAAGAUCCUGUUUUUUGGACACUUGUUGGAUCAAGUUUAUUUGCAAUGUUUAUGAUGAUCAUUGGAACUUCAUACGACUAUUGGCUAUCAGCAAAAUCAUCAACAAAAAAAAUUCAUAUUAUUUAUGAUGUUGAAAAACCUGGUAAACUGGAACAAAUUGGUACAUUUGCACAGCAUAAAUUACCAAACGUAUAUUUAACACCAGUUAACAACAACAAUGAAAAUGAAAUAAAUAUUCCUCAGUGUCCAGUUGUUCAAUCUGCAACCAAUAUUGAACAAGUUAUAAAUUUAAAUGUAUGUGAAGAAAUUUUAUUGUCAUUUUCAAUACGUGAAAAUAUGAAAACAAUUUGUGAUUCAUCAGUUGGACGUGAUACAAUAAGUACAAUUCAUGGUUUACGAGCAUUAUCAAUGGCUUGGGUUAUUCUUGGUCAUACAUGUAUUGUUAUGUUUAAAUAUUCAGACAAUAUGGAAUAUCGUAAAGUUGUAGAAAAAAAAUUAAUGUUUCAAACAAUAACAAAUGGUGCAUUUAGUGUUGAUACAUUUUUUUUUAUGGGUGGUUUACUUGUAUCAUAUUUAUUUUUUCGUACAAAUGCUAUGGGUGAUUUAAAUAAAUUAACCCAAGGAACACGUGGUUUUGUUGCUGGUUUUUUAAAAUUCAUGGGUUUACUUAUUUAUAGAUUUUGUAGAUUAACAACACCAUAUAUGUUUGUUCUUGGUGUUGUUAAUGUUACUAUGAAAUGGUUUCAUUAUAAUUCAGUAUUUGAACCACCAACAUCUGAUCAUAUUAAUUGUCCAAAUUAUUGGUGGAGAAAUUUAUUAUACAUCAAUACACUAUUUCCAGUUGAACAAAUGUGUAUGUUGUGGAGUUGGUACUUGGCUGAUGAUACACAAUUUUAUAUUAUUGGAGCAGUUAUAUUAGUUGUUGCAACGAAUCAUUUUAAAAUAGCAGCAUUUACAGUUGUUACUUUGUUGAUAAGUUCAUGGAUAACAACUGGUUACAUUGCACUGAUAAAUAAUCACAUGCCAAGUUCAGAUGAUCCACUUGCAUUAUUUGAUAAAAUUUAUGAUAAACCAUGGACAAGACUUGGACCGUAUUUUAUUGGAAUGUCUGUUGGUUAUUUUCUUUUUAAAACUGACUGUAAAGUUAUAAUGUCAAAGGCUACAGUUUGCAUUGGCUGGUUAUUUUCUAUAAGUUGUUUAUUGAGCUUGCUAUAUGGUCUUUAUGAAGCUGAACUUUCACCAAUAACUGCUGCAUCUUAUUCAUCAUUGAGUCACAGUGCAUGGGCACUUGCACUUGCUUGGAUUGUCAUUGCUUGUAGCACUGGAUAUGGAGGAUGGGUCAAUAAAAUUUUGUCAGCUCCAAUUUUAUAUCCAUUUAGCAGAGUAACAUACUGUGCUUAUCUUGUACAUCCACUUAUUAUUCGACUGACUGCUAUGAAUAUGGAUUCACCAUUUCAUUUAGGAAAAGACAUUGUUAUGAUUGUUUUUAUUGGACAAGUUGUACUUUCUUAUGUAAUAUCAUUUAUUGUUUCAUUGGCAUUUGAAGCGCCAGUUGUAUCAAUGCUCAAAAUUGUUUCACCCAAGAAAAAAAAACGUAUACAUUAA